AUGUAUAGAACGCUGCAAGGCCGUUGGAAGCUUCGUAGACGAGGUGUGGCAGUCGCCUCAAGUUGCAGCUUUUCAGAUGCAACCUCCCGGAGCCAACUUCAGCUGGGUCAGAUUGUGUUGCUUGAGGUUUGGUGGACAGGCGUGGCGGGCCAGGUCGCAUGGGCCCGAUUGACCCCUGCACGAUCGGGGACUUGGAGUGGCAUGGGUGCCGGGUUGUGUAACGUCGGCGAUCUCGCAAGGCUGCACAUUUCCCCUAAAGUUGAAUCUUCGGUGAAGUGUGCCGUAUUAAUUUUGCAUCCCAGUGAGGUUGUUCAACAGCCGUUGAGUCUGGACGGUUCCAAGGCAGUGUGGCUGCCAUUCGACCCGCGGACAGGACAGAGCCUCGUCCGUCCAUAUAAAGCGUGA
Messenger RNA from Boeremia exigua, 405 nucleotides. RefSeq lists its product as uncharacterized. The transcript has 3 exons. NCBI's taxonomy places the organism in Eukaryota, Fungi, Ascomycota, Dothideomycetes, Pleosporales, Didymellaceae. The record is from RefSeq and is a predicted model, not a curated record. The coding region runs from base 1 to 405 and encodes 134 amino acids.